This is a messenger RNA of Jaculus jaculus (lesser Egyptian jerboa), 3510 nucleotides long. It is a transcript of the gene Ell2, whose product is annotated as elongation factor for RNA polymerase II 2. The transcript has 13 exons. The record is from RefSeq and is a predicted model, not a curated record. Gene Ontology annotation, cellular component: transcription elongation factor complex. Bases 1 to 2010 code for a protein of 669 amino acids. Gene Ontology annotation, biological process: transcription elongation by RNA polymerase II; positive regulation of transcription elongation by RNA polymerase II; snRNA transcription by RNA polymerase II. Lineage: Eukaryota; Metazoa; Chordata; Mammalia; Rodentia; Dipodidae. Gene Ontology annotation, molecular function: cis-regulatory region sequence-specific DNA binding.
AUGGCCGUAGCUGCGGCGGCGGCUGCUGCACGAGCGCGACGAGCAGCCGCGGCCGCAGUGGAGGCUCGAGGCCGAGCGGCAUGGCGGCGGGGGGGGGCGGCGGCGGCGGCGGGCCUGCGCGAGGAGCAGCGCUACGGGCUGUCGUGCGGGCGUCUGGGACAGGACCACAUCACCGUGCUGCAUGUGAAGCUCACCGAGACGGCCAUCAGGGCGCUGGAGACGUACCAGAGCCACAAGAAUUUAAUUCCUUUUCGACCUUCGAUUCAGUUCCAAGGACUCCAAGGGCUUGUCAAAAUUCCCAAAAAUGACCCCGUCAGUGAAGUACACAACUUUAACUUCUAUCUGUCAAACGUGGGCAGAGACAACCCCCAGGGCAGCUUUGACUGUAUCCAGCAAACGCUCUCCAGCUCUGGAGCCUCCCAGCUUAAUUGCCUGGGAUUUAUCCAAGAUAAAAUUACAGUGUGUGCAACAAAUGAUUCGUAUCAGAUGACACGAGAAAGAAUGACCCAGGCAGAGGAAGAAUCCCGCAAUAGAAGCACAAAAGUUAUCAAACCCGGUGGACCAUAUGUAGGGAAGAGAGUGCAGAUUCGGAAAGCACCUCAAGCCGUCUCGGAUGCAGUGCCUGAGAGGAAAAGGUCAACCCCCAUGAACCCUGCAAAUACAAUUCGAAAGACACAUGGCGGCACUGUUUCCCAGCGGCCGUACAGGGACAGGGUCAUUCACUUACUGGCACUAAAGGCCUACAAGAAGCCUGAGCUGCUUGCCCGACUGCAGAAAGAUGGUGUCAAUCAAAAAGAUAAGAACUCCUUGGGAGCAAUUCUGCAACAGGUGGCCAAUCUGAAUCCUAAGGACCUCUCCUAUACUCUAAAGGAGUAUGUGUUCAAGGAGCUGCAGCGAGACUGGCCAGGGUACAGUGAAGCAGAUAGGCGGGCGUUGGAGUCGGUGCUCUCUAGAAAACUAAACCCAUCUCAGAAUGCCGCUGGCACUAGCCGUUCGGAAUCUCCCGUAUGUAGUGGCAAAGAUGCUGCGUCCUCUCCUCAGAAACGGCCUAUGGAUUCCGAUUUCAUCGAUCCUUUAAUGAAUAAAAAAGCCCGAAUAUCUCACCUGACAAAUAGAGUACCACCGACCUUAAGCGAUCACUUGAACUCCACCGGUGAGAAGUCUGCUGCCAGCCUCCUGCCCCCGCCUGCAGCUGCGGCCGCCCCCACUCCCUCACCGCUGCCUUCCGCCCGCCUCCCUGUCUCCAACCCCCCUCAGACUGUAAACUCCAACUCCAACUCCCCUAGCACUCCAGAAGGCCGGGGGACUCAAGACCUGCCUGUUGACAGUUUUAGUCAAAACGGGAGCAUGUAUGAGGACCAGCAAGACAAAUAUACCUCUAGGACUUCUCUGGAAACAUUACCCCCUGGCUCAGUUCUACUAAAGUGUCCAAAGCCUAUGGAAGAAAACCAGUCAAUGUCUCACAAAAAGUCCAAAAAAAAGUCUAAAAAACACAAGGAAAAGGACCAAACCAAAAAGCAGGACAUUGAGACUCUUGAGGAAAAGGAGGAAGACCCUCAAAGAGAAGAAAUUGCCAAGAUAAAAAACUCCAGUCCAAAUCCCAGUGAAGGCGUUAAAGAAGAUUGCACUGCCUCCAUGGAGCCUUCAUCAACAACGGGACUCCCAGAUUAUUUGAUAAAGUAUAUUGCUAUCGUCUCCUAUGAGCAGCGGCAGAACUACAAGGAUGACUUCAACGCGGAGUAUGACGAGUACAGGGCGCUGCAUGCCCGGAUGGAGACUGUGGCCAGGAGGUUUAUCAAGCUGGACGCACAACGAAAACGCCUUUCCCCGGGUUCCAAGGAGUACCAGAAUGUUCAUGAAGAAGUCUUGCAAGAAUAUCAGAAGAUCAAGCAGUCUAGUCCCAACUACCAUGAAGAAAAAUACCGCUGCGAGUAUCUUCAUAACAAGCUGGCUCACAUCAAGAGACUCAUAGGGGAAUUUGAUCAACAGCAAGCAGAGUCGUGGCACUAGAACUGCGCCUGGACCAGAAGAUGUGAAUAAACUUAGGCUUAUUUAUUUAAAAUGCCACGUAAGUGGCUCUAGAUUCUAAGAAGACGAAACUUUGCCUGCUGAAAGUUUCAGUAUUAGUAAACUCGAGUUACUUUCUUCAUUUUACUUUGCUUUCCUGCAUUUUGAAGCUGCUUUUUUUUCUGGUCCUCUUUUUCCCCUCCUCUCAAGACUUAUAUUUGUUAAUAGAAACUUUUUUUUUUAGAUAUUGGGGAUCCAGUGUCUAUACUUCAAAUCAACUUUUCCUUGAAAACUUGUGUUUGUCAUUAGAAAUGAUUUUUUUAAAUAUUGAGGAUGAAAUGUCCAUACUGAAAAGUUAUGUAUAUUUAAAAACAAAACAAACAGUAAUGUGCAAGAUGAAAUGCUUUUGGAUAAACAUAAGCCUAUUUUCUGACCUUUCUUAAUGCGAACUCUUUGCCUUAAAUGGUAGAAUAUUUAAGACAUUUGCACAAAAUACAAAAAAAAAUUAAAACAUUGUUUUGGAGGGUUAAAAAAAUGGAAAGUUAAGUGAGUAUGCGUAUAGAUCUUCUACACAUACCUAUCUACAGGCUGACUUGAUCUAGAAUAUUGAAUCUGCCCUGUAAGUUAGCCCCCCAUUGCAAUGGUUGCCUUAAGGUGUUUGCUAGGUGUGUACAUAGUGUGGUUAAUCAUUAGCUACACUGCUUCCCAGUGAUGACAGCAACGGGAAGCACACUGUGGACUACCAGCGUCGGAAGCGUGUGUUCAGCCUGUGUGUGUGCAGAGGUGGAGUGGACGUGAGCAUGCUGGAAGGAAAAGAGCUGCUACUCUCAGUUGGCCAAACGCUCGGGCUAAGCAACUGAUGAGUGUUACUGUAGGGUGGUGUUCUUUGUUUUUUUGUUUUUUUUUCUGUCAAAUUGCUACUUCUAUUGUGGAAGACAAAAGCAUUUCCAUUUCAACAGUUUGUCAGCUUUAUUAAUGUUGGGCAAAAAAUUGAUAUAUUAUAAAAAUGAAACAGAUCUAUAGUUUUGGGGCAAAAUUAUAAAAUUAAAUGUGUAGGUAACCUAUUUAUAUAUUGCUAUAAAGUAUUUUUUGAAGAGAGAUAUGAAAAGAAGCUAUUACCUACAUCAGAUGUAUAUUUAAAGAUUUUUUUUUCAUCCUAGACACCAGGAAUAUAAAAAAAGAGGAGAUAUAUUUAACCAUAACAUACUGUGAUUCAUCAAACAGCACAAACUUUCAUUUCAUGGAGUUUAUCUGUUGACGUUGAUUUAAAAUGUCACUUGUUUUAUCAUGUGGGAACAUAAGUUAUGUGGUCAAAAAUAUAAGGAUUUUGAAUAAUGUUGAUUCAAGUUGUGUUGUCGUAUCGUAUUGUGUUUUCAAAGUGCUGCCAGUUGAAAAGGGAAGCAUUAUGUUUACAAAUCUGUUUUGAAAUGUUUGCCAAAACUUUGGUAGUAUCUUUAAUAAAGAUGUUUGUCUCCAGCAUCCACAAAAUAAAUAAAUACCUAA